Eutrema salsugineum is the source of this 654-nucleotide messenger RNA. Its product is annotated as auxin-responsive protein SAUR50. The transcript has a single exon. The coding region runs from base 149 to 505 and encodes 118 amino acids. The record is from RefSeq and is a predicted model, not a curated record. Gene Ontology annotation, biological process: response to auxin. Lineage: Eukaryota; Viridiplantae; Streptophyta; Magnoliopsida; Brassicales; Brassicaceae.
GAACAUCUCAAAACAUUUCUCUUUUCUUCAUUCAAUUUUUUGACCCACACACACUCACAUAAACACAUAAAUUUCCUCAUAAAACCCUAAACCCUACCUAGUUCCAACAACUACUUAUAUAUUCCAAACCAAUAAAAUCUCAUUAGCAAUGGCCAAAGUUGGGAAGCUGACAAAACUCAAGUCGGCGAUGAAGAAAUGGCCUUCCUUUGCCAAGAACCACCACCACUCAUCCUCCUCUGCCGCUGUCUCAGAUGAGCUCUCAGAGGAUAACAAUCUCCAUGUUGUUUAUGUUGGUCAAACUCGAAGACCUUACAUGCUUAGGCCAGACAUCAUCUCGCACCCACUCUUUCAAGAACUAGUGGAUCGGUCUUCUAGAUCCGUCGAACAAGAUCGGGAGAUCGUUGUAGCUUGUGAAGUUGUUUUGUUCGAGCACUUGUUGUGGAUGCUCAAGACUGGUCAAGAAGGAGGAUCCGUUGAAGAAUUGGCUGAGUUCUAUACUUAUUGACAUCGACCGAUUGAUUUUUAUACAUUUAUUGCGUUUAAUACAUACUUCUUUUUGUUAUUGUUUUUGUUGUUGUUGCUGAUAUGUAUUUUGAUUCGAUGCGGUGUGUGAUCAAAAGGUGAUCUCGUAAACCAUAUCAUUUGCUUCUGUUU